ACACAUCUGCUGAUAGAGAUUUCCCUCAUUACGAUCUUCAAUCAACCAUGGCACCAACGGAGCAUCCACACAUUGUUUUUGGCACCGCCACCUUCGGUACAGGGACCCCCCAAGCCAAAUUCUGCGAUGAGGCAACUGCAUCUCCUGUCCUUACCACCUUGCAGGCGAGAAACAUAAACAUGCUAGACACUGCUAGGGCCUAUCCAGUGGGGUCCCCAGGUACUGCUGAAAAGCUUUUGGGGGAGCUGGAAGUUCCUUCUUGGGCUACUGUCUCUACCAAAGUCUAUUCCUGGGAGCCUGGAUCCCAUCGUGCUGAAAAAAUUAAAGAAAGUAUUGCCGAUUCCCUAGCAUCACUCAGGAUAGACAAGGUAGAUAUUAUGUAUCUACAUACGCCAGACCGUGCUACACCAUUCGAGGAAACUUGCAGAGCGAUAGAUGCUGAGUACCGCGCGGGGAAAUUUGCUCGAUUUGGGUUGAGUAACUAUACCGCGGAGGAAGUUGAUGAGAUCCUGACUAUCUGUGAGAAGCAUGGUCUAGUGAAGCCUAGUGUAUACCAGGGCCGCUAUAAUGCAAUUAUACGAUCCGCAGAAAAACAUCUGUUCCCCCUUCUUCGACGGCACGGGAUAGCUUUCUAUGCGUAUAGUCCCGCAGCAGCAGGUCUCUUCACGGGAAAGGUUUCGCCAGAGACUGCCCAGCCCGGUUCACGAUGGGACAAAAGUACCAAGAUGGGUAAAAACUACCAAAACACAUACUGUAAACCAGCAGUCCUUGCAGCAGCCCAGAGAACGGCAAAGGCGGCUGAAGCAGCUGGGAUAAGUGGGCACGCAUUGGCGUUACGCUGGACGAUCUACCAUUCGGCCUUGAGCUACCAGCACGGAGAUGCUGUGCUCAUUGGUGCAUCAAGCUUAGCUCAGGUCGAGGCCAAUCUAGACGCGGUCGAGGCGGGCCCGUUGGAUGAGGAGUUGGUCGAUUUGGUCAAUCAGGUGGGGGAGUUAGUUGGUAACGAGUCUGCUCCAUAUCAUCUCUGACCGCUCAGUAUGUAUCUAUCUAUCUAUGGCGUAAUCUGUAGUAUGCUAGUGUUC
This is a messenger RNA of Aspergillus alliaceus, 1082 nucleotides long. RefSeq names its product aldo/keto reductase family protein. Gene Ontology annotation, cellular component: cytosol. NCBI's taxonomy places the organism in Eukaryota, Fungi, Ascomycota, Eurotiomycetes, Eurotiales, Aspergillaceae. The record is from RefSeq and is a predicted model, not a curated record. The coding region runs from base 48 to 1028 and encodes 326 amino acids. The transcript has 3 exons.